CGGCUAAAGAUCGAGAACGUGUCAAAAAGUGGGACCCUUGACCCAAGAAUAAGACUCGUGUCAUUCUCCUGGCUCCUCAUUGCCUAGGUGUCUCAUUGAAUCCCCUCCUCUUUUGCCGCAUCAUCCACCACCUGUCACUCAAUCCAGAAGCUGGUUCCUCACGCCUAUGUUUAUAUAUUGCGGGAUCUGUAUUCUAGCAUCACCAUUGUAUCGCUCGACUCGUAAAGCAACUACUUUUUUGGUGAAUGUGGUGUGCUUUCUUUGACUUAACACGCAGGAAAACAUGUCUUCCAAUCAACAAUUGAGGGAGGAGCUCGAUGCCAGGGCAAGGAGAGGAGAGACAGUAAUCCCUGGAGGCACUGGGGGUAGAAGCCUUGAAGCCCAAGAACACCUGGCUGAAGUAUUAUCUUUAUUAUUUGCAGGGAGGAGCCGUGGAGGACAGACAAGGAAGGAACAGCUAGGGACAGAGGGGUACCAAGAAAUGGGACGCAAGGGUGGGCUUAGCACCACGGAUGAGUCUGGUGGAGAACGCGCAGAGAGGGAGGGUAUCCCCAUCGACGAGUCAAAGUUCAAGACCAAGAGCUAAAUUCAUAUGUGGUGGCGUCCCUGUCAAUAAAGAUGUUUUGACUGUCGUACUGUGCACAGCAUUUAAGGGAUGUGUGCGUUUCGUCUAGGACUAGUAGGGCAUUGUAGUGUGGUGGCUGUUGCAGCAGCAGGUUUGGUUGUCUGUGGUACUUUUCGUGGAGUCUCUGUGGCAGACACUUCUGCUCUGGUAAUCUAUCAAGAGGUUUGUAAAUUCCUUUUUGGACAAAAUAACGAAGAAACUUUUCCUGUACGUUCGUGAGAUGAUACGCCUUUGAAUUUCAGAGAUCAUAGAAGGUAGUGAUUAACCAGAUAAUGAUGAGGUGAGCGACGAUACGCCUCUGAAUUACAGAGCGCUAUCACAGAAGGUCGUAUGUAACUCAAUGUCGAGGUGAUAUUCGGUAACAGAAAAAAUCCAUGUCAGCCAGAACAUUUUAAUUCUAUGCCUUAUUUGAUGAAUUUGGUCGUGGAAGAACGAGGUAUAUUCGGGAAAGAGGUGUCAACACUGUUGACUGCCGUGUCAAUAAUCGUGUUGACGUUGAGAUAGAUACAUGUCUUUAGCCUCACCUAAAAACAGGCAAGAUGUCUCAGAUUAUGACAAUUAUCGAUUUGGUUCCUUGUUAUGUUCAGAUCUUUCGUGUUAUCAUGGGGACUGGUACAUGUCUUAACUGUCACUUAAAA
Molecule: messenger RNA, 1263 nt
Organism: Populus trichocarpa (black cottonwood)
Lineage: Eukaryota; Viridiplantae; Streptophyta; Magnoliopsida; Malpighiales; Salicaceae
Product: em protein H5
Exons: 2
Coding region: 284-586 (100 amino acids)
Biological process (GO): response to abscisic acid
Cellular component (GO): cytosol
Source: RefSeq, a predicted model, not a curated record